Panicum hallii is the source of this 1061-nucleotide messenger RNA. RefSeq names its product probable transcription repressor OFP9. The record is from RefSeq and is a predicted model, not a curated record. The transcript has a single exon. Gene Ontology annotation, biological process: negative regulation of DNA-templated transcription. Lineage: Eukaryota; Viridiplantae; Streptophyta; Magnoliopsida; Poales; Poaceae. The coding region runs from base 75 to 758 and encodes 227 amino acids.
UGCUUGCUGCCACUGCCCUCUCUCCCACUACUCGCGUGCCGGAGCAGCAAGGGGCGGCGACGAGGAGAUCAGCCAUGCAGCUCUUCUCGGGCCGGAGCAAGGAGCACAGGAACGGCGGAGGCGGGGGCAAGUGCCAGGCCGCGGCGGCGACGGCGGCUCGGCACAGGAGUGGCAGGUGCCGCGCGCUGUGCUGCGGCGCGUCGCGGCUGAGCGUGUCCUCGUCGGCGUCGUGCUCGUCCGCGGACGCGGCGCCGGAGCCGCUCCCCCUGCCGCCGCCGCAUCCGCAUCCGCAUCCGCAGCAGCCCCGCAGCCUGUCCAAGCUCGCGCACGGGAUGGUCCAGGCGCGGCUGCAGUCCAUGAUCGACGCCGCCUCCGAGGCCGCUCGGCCGCCGGCCCCGGCCCCGGCGCCGCGCCGCACGCCGGACGAGCUCGUCGCGGAGCGGCCCCGCUGCGGCCUCCCGCGCGCGUGGGCCCGCGGCGGCCGCUACGAGAAGAGCGGCGGCGGCCGGGAGCGGGCGGCGGGCGGGCGUGCGUGCGUGGUGCUGCUGGCGGAGGACCGGCGGACGCACGAUCCGCGGGAGGAGUUCCGGCGGUCCAUCGCGGAGGUGAUCGCGGCAAAGCGGAUGGCCGAGCCCGCGGAGCUGCGGGCGCUGCUCAACUGCUACGUCUCGGUGAACGCGCGCGAGCACCGCGCCGCCAUCCUGCAGGCCUUCCACGAGGUCUGCUCGGCCCUCUUCUCCUGCAAGCAGCUGGGCUGAACGAGCUCGGCCGCCUUGGUGCGUGGUGAUUUGGCUGCAAAUGCACGAGUGCAAUUGGCCAGUCGUCCUAUGACUACCGUACCAAACGUCCAAACGGGGAUGUGUGACUGUAUUGAAAAGUUGUAGAGUGUAAUAAGUGUGUCCUCUCCCCUGUGCUUUGUUCAAAGAAUGUUGCUCCGAACAACAAGUAUGAUGUGCAUACACGUCUCGGGCGAUUUGCUAGUACAUAUUGGGUUGUGUAAUUGUGUUCGUCAGGAUCAUUCUCUGGGUUCGAAUGUAGAAUCCAGUAGCUCAUAAUAAAAU